Messenger RNA from Cooperia oncophora, 414 nucleotides. Lineage: Eukaryota; Metazoa; Nematoda; Chromadorea; Rhabditida; Trichostrongylidae. The record is from the annotation of a GenBank genome assembly.
AUGAAGUUCUGGGUGGCUGAAAUUCACGAGAUCGUCAAAAACACCAUUUUACACUUUUCCGAGCUACGUGUGAAAUGUGGUGACCUGAAUGACGCCCUCAAACAGCUGGACCUCACCGCCACUCCGCACAAGAUCAAGUCGACUCCUUCAAAACGACGGUCUUUCAUCGAUCUGCUUGAAUUGAGGGACAAACUGAUGCGUACUUCAACAGAACACAAGAAAAACGGCUCGCAUGUGUCAGUUGCAAGUGAGGACGCACAAGCACAAGCGAUGGUAGCGUCGUUUUGUGGGCGGAGUUUCGAUGACUGUGAAACGGACGAGAUUGCUCAACGGAUCAGGCGAGCAACAGCAAAUAUCAACGUGGAAAUCGAGACGUUGAUGGAAUUUUUAACGCACAAGGGUGCCAUUUCUUAG